This is a messenger RNA of Pichia kudriavzevii, 786 nucleotides long. RefSeq lists its product as uncharacterized. Lineage: Eukaryota; Fungi; Ascomycota; Pichiomycetes; Pichiales; Pichiaceae. The transcript has a single exon. The record is from RefSeq and is a predicted model, not a curated record. Bases 1 to 786 code for a protein of 261 amino acids.
AUGUGUAUUCUAACAGCUGCGAAUUUACAGAAACUGGCUACGUGGAACCACCUCAGUGAAUCAUGGUACCUUGUUGCAAGUGUUGCAUUGACUGUUUGCAAUCAGCCACAAGAAAUUCCUAAACUGUACCAUUAUGCCAUGCAUACUAAAUAUAUGAACGAGCUACCCGAUUCAGUACUAUAUAACAAGGUUCUUACAAUUGUCAAUAAAUUUGAAACCAUAAAGGUCACUGGGGAUGAUAAAAACUUCAACCCUUAUGCUACGGAAAAUACCGCUGAGUAUUCGCAGAUGUACCGCACAACAGAUAAAAUGAGAGAGAGUAUAUUGAAAACGGCCGCCCUUUCCGGAUUACCCAGGUGUAUCAAUUCUAUGAUGAUCCUCAAGGAAACCACCCCAUUACCGUUAAGGAGCAACGUCGAUCGGAUCAAUAGGGCUCGUAUUAAAAAUUGGGACGACUACGUUAAAGUCCAGCAACGCGGUCGUGAAUAUUGGGAAAACGUGUAUACCAAGAUCAGCACCAGAGUCCAGGGACAAAUGCGUACAAGCUAUCCAGAUUUAUGGGAAUACACUAUAGAGAACGUGUACUCACCAUUACUCUCCUUUAACGAGGUUCUCACCAGUGAGGAGACUUCUCUUGCGGUAGUUGCAUCUCUUGUUCCUCAAAAUGUUGAACCUCAAUUGAAAGGACACGUUAAAGGAGCAUUAAAUGCCGGAAUUGCCGCAGAGAAGGUCGACGCCGCACAGAAAAUGGCCGCACAAAUAAAGGAGUGGUGUCACGUGCAAUGA